AUGACAGCCAACGAACACCAAGUUCUGGAAGCUCUCAGAGAUCCCCCAACCUUUCCACCUAACAUCAAUGAGGACUCCGAAGAUUUCAAUAUCAGUGAUAUAUGUGAUGGUACCGACACACUCCCUAUUAGCCAUGCUGGGGGAGAGUUUGGAGACCUUGCGAGAGGUGUUCUUGGUGAGGUUUGGAGAUUGUAA
Suillus subaureus is the source of this 195-nucleotide messenger RNA. RefSeq lists its product as uncharacterized. Lineage: Eukaryota; Fungi; Basidiomycota; Agaricomycetes; Boletales; Suillaceae. The record is from RefSeq and is a predicted model, not a curated record. The coding region runs from base 1 to 195 and encodes 64 amino acids. The transcript has a single exon.